UUCUGCUGUUUGCAUUUUUCUGUGUUUUGCACUUUAAUUUACUGUUUGUUCUGUUUUUAUUUGAAUUUACUUAUAUUUUUAAAUAUUUCCGUUGAUGUUUUAGACAGGCGCCAACAAUCUAUGAGCGACAGAUUGUUUUAUUUUUUCAAUCUUUCACACACCCUCACUGGAGCCUUCGUUCUCUUUUCUAAAUUCUUAAGUAGAGGAGUGAUUGGCCACAAAAGAAUUAUUUUUCUUAUCUAUCUAUUUAUUUAUUUUUAAUGCCUUUUUUUUGUUUUUGGCGCCGAAAGAAUUUUUUGGUGAGAAAUGUGUCGCUCAUCUUUAAGGCGCCGUCAAUUUUCUUCAAAAAUUCCAUUUUUCCUUCCUAAUAUUUUUUCAUUUUCAAUUCUUGCCAAACUUUCAAAAACAAAAAAUUUUUGUCUGUUAAAAAUAUUUCAAAAAAAAAUUUUCCCUCAAAACAACUAAAAAAAAUGUUUUCCUCUUUAAAAAUCGAAAGGAGAACAAAAAUAAAUUUUAAAAAUAAUUUAUUUUUAAUUUUAAAUUUAUUUUUAUUUUAUUAUUCAAAUUUAAUUAAUGCGAGGCCUUUUUCUAUUGCUGACGAAGUUGGGGGAAGCAAUAAUUAUUUAAAUAAUUUUGUUGUAAAUUCUAAUGAAAGAGAACAAUAUAAAGAAGCUAUGGAAAUUGCUAGAGAAACAUUUUUUCAAUUAAGACCGUUAGCUACAACACAAAAUGAACAAACAGAAAAACAACAAAACAAAUUAAAAUUGUUGUCUGUUUUAAAUAGAGAACAAAAACAACGAAAGAAACAACAAAAACAACACCAGAAUAAUCAAAACAACCAGAAUAUUGAGUCAGAGAAUAAUCUCCCCCAACAACAACAAUUACCUAUUCAUUCAACACAACCAAUGCUUCCCCUCCACAUAUCAUCUGAUAUUGUAAACAAUACACUUCAAUCAAACACAUGUCAGGGCGAUUUAUUCAAACACAAAAUUAAAGUGAAUGGGUGUAAACCAAAAAGUAUUACAAAUCGUUUUUGUCAUGGAAGUUGUUCAUCCUUUUACAUACCCCGUCUACGAUCCAAGAAACUAAAGGCAACAUUCCAAAGUUGUUCAGCUUGUAUACCUGCUGAAGUUGACACAAUACAGGUUCGUCUAGAAUGUCCAGACUUGGAAAAAGGUUAUCUCUAUAGAAAAAUUGUCCGAGUAAAAAAGUGUGCUUGUAGAAAUAUAAUGUUGGAAGGGGAAGAAAUGGGUGGUGAUAAUAAUAAUGAAAAUGUUUUGGAAGAUGAAGAUGAUGAAGAAAAUUUGAAUGAUUAUAAUGAUGGGGAUUGAAUAGGCAAAAUGAGGGAGAAUGGUUUUGAUAAGAGAAGAGUUUUUUCGGGAUGGGUGGUUUUUUGGGAAGAGUUUGGUAGAUAUAUGGGAAUAGUCUGGUAAGUAGAGAUCAGCCCCUUGAUCUGGUCCAGGGCGCCUGAUUUAAAGAGCAUUCUGGA
Messenger RNA from Meloidogyne enterolobii, 1489 nucleotides. NCBI's taxonomy places the organism in Eukaryota, Metazoa, Nematoda, Chromadorea, Rhabditida, Meloidogynidae. The record is from the annotation of a GenBank genome assembly.